Molecule: messenger RNA, 603 nt
Organism: Adineta steineri
Lineage: Eukaryota; Metazoa; Rotifera; Eurotatoria; Adinetida; Adinetidae
Source: the annotation of a GenBank genome assembly
AUGACCGAACGUCUUGCCCAUGAUCAUUCUCUUCCAGUCAAUGGUGAUCAUAAAAAUGAAUAUCUUUUUGAUGCUGAUUUACUUCAAUCAAUUUUUAAACAAUAUUUAUUAAAAGAUCAUAAAUUGGAAGGAAAUAUUUAUGAUGGAAAAUAUUUAAUUCGACCAUUAUCACUUAAAGAUUAUGAUCAUGGUUAUAUUGAUUUACUUCGUCAAUUAACUGAAUGUGGUAAAAUAUCAUAUGAAGAAUUUCAAGAACGUUUUUAUGAAAUGAAACAAUGUUCAAAUACAUAUCAUAUACUUGUUAUUGAAGAUAUGAAUUUAAAUAAGAAAAUUAUUGGUACAACAACACUUGUUUGUGAAAAAAAAUUUAUUCGUCAAUUAGGUGUACGUGGUCGAAUUGAAGAUGUUGUUAUUGAUAAUGAAUAUCGUGGACAACAACUUGGAAAAUUACUUGUUGAUUUAUUAACAAAAUUAGCAAAAGAAAAAUGUGAUUGUUAUAAAAUUUCAUUAGAAUGUAAAGAUAAUUUAAUAGGUUUUUAUAAACAAUUUGGUUAUGAUCAUGAAGAUAAACAAAAUUAUUUAUGUCAACGUUUUCAAAAAUAG